UGAUUUGAUAGUGUUUUGCCCUCUUCUACUUCAGAAAGAAAAGAAAUUAAACGCACUUCCUUAAAUUACCUAAAAACUAAAUUAAAUAAACAGUUAUAAUGGCUACUGAAAAAGAUCCGUUAGUAAGUGAGAGAUCAGGCACAGUACGUGAAGUUGGAAAUCACGCUAUUUGGAGUUUGUCUUCGUGUAAACCAGGUUUUGGUAUAGAUCAGCUUAGGGAUGACUGCAUGGAUACCUAUUGGCAAUCGGAUGGUCAGUUGCCACAUCUAGUUAAUAUUCAAUUCCAAAGAAAAACAAUGGUGUCACAUAUUUACAUUUAUACAGAUUAUAAACUGGACGAAAGUUAUACUCCAAGCAGAAUUUCUAUUCGAGCAGGAACACAUUUUAAUGACCUCCAAGAGAUAGAAGUCAUAGAAUUAAUAGAACCAAGCGGUUGGGAAAUGAUACCAAUCAAGGAUAUACAUGAUAGACCCAUCAGAACUUACAUGAUACAAAUAGCAGUUUUAAGCAACCAUCAAAAUGGAAGGGAUACUCAUAUGAGACAAAUCAAAGUCCAUUCACCUUGUGAACCUACCUCUUUUGACAUAAACAAGUUCAGGAACUUUUCUACAGUGCAGUUCCAACAAUAUGCUACUAUUCGUUAAAAUGUCAUACAAAUAACUAAAC
Molecule: messenger RNA, 666 nt
Organism: Chilo suppressalis (striped riceborer)
Lineage: Eukaryota; Metazoa; Arthropoda; Insecta; Lepidoptera; Crambidae
Source: the annotation of a GenBank genome assembly